Molecule: messenger RNA, 577 nt
Organism: Meloidogyne enterolobii
Lineage: Eukaryota; Metazoa; Nematoda; Chromadorea; Rhabditida; Meloidogynidae
Source: the annotation of a GenBank genome assembly
UAUUUCGAUUAUAUAUAUUUUCUUCUUAAAGCAUCUUAUGUUAGGCUUUAAAAACUCAAAGCAUUUUUGUCAAUUUUUAUUUUUUAAGUGGGUCUAUAAUUUUUUGGAUAAGAAAAGUGAAGAAGAACGCAUCAUCUAUGAGAACCCAGACAAACAUGAAGGUUUUAUUUUGGCUCCGGAUUUGAAAUGGAAUGGGACAAAUUUGGAUGAACUUUAUUUGUUGGCUGUAGCACAUCGACGUGAUUUGCAUUCUAUUCGUGAUUUAACUCCAAAUGAAUUGCCUCUUUUGGAGAAUAUUCGUAAUGAAUGUGCUAAAACUAUUGAAGAAAAAUAUGGAUUAAAAAAGAGUCAAUUAAAAAUGUAUUUUCAUUAUCAGCCAACUUUCUAUCAUCUUCACGUUCAUAUAGUGCAUAUUAAAUAUGAAGCGCCAGGUUUAAGUUGUACUUCAGUGCUGUUGGAUACGGCAAUCGAAAAUUUGAAGAUUUAUUCUGAUUUUUAUGCAAAGGCUACAUUGCCAUUUUUCCGUAAAGAAGAUGAUCCACUCUAUAAAAAAUUUGUUGAAGCUGGACGGAUUUAG